UUCCACAGACAACUGAACUACCUUCAAACAGAUGUGUUUUUAGGGACAGCAGAUAGAAGGAGCUGAAUCCAGGAGUUUCUUUCCCUGAAAUGCCCCAACAAAGGCACAGUCCUCUUACCUUCCCUGGAACAGAAGGGCUUUCAUCUGUCUCUCUGAAGCCAUCUCCCUCCCCUGUUUAUGCCCAGAGCUGCUUUCCAAUCCCAUGGAGUGCCUCUGUAUCUAACCAAAGGCACUGAGUCUACCAGGUGUUCCUGAGAAGACAGCUAAGCCAACCACUCCACACUCUGCUGAUUUUCUUCUACAUCUCACAGGGGGAAGAGCUGGAUCACCAUGAAAUAUGUCUUCUAUUUGGGUGUCCUUGCUGGAAACAGAGAAGUAGAAACAAAAGAUCAAGUACUAGGACCCUACCUUCUGUAGUCCCUGCCCCACAUGGGAUUCUUCUGAUGGCAGAAUUUGCAGGGACAUUUUUCUUUGCUGACUCAUCUGUUCAGAAAGAAGACCCUGCUCCCUAUUUGGUGUACCUCAAGUCUCACUUCAACCCCUGUGUGGGCGUCCUCAUCAAACCCAGCUGGGUGCUGGCCCCAGCUCACUGCUAUUUACCAAAUCUGAAAGUGAUGCUGGGAAAUUUCAAGAGCAGAGUCAGAGAUGGUACUGAACAGACAAUUAACCCCAUUCAGAUCGUCCGCUACUGGAACUACAGUCAUAGCGCCCCACAGGAUGACCUCAUGCUCAUCAAGCUGGCUAAGCCUGCCAUGCUCAAUCCCAAAGUCCAGCCCCUUCCCCUCGCCACCACCAAUGUCCGGCCAGGCACUGUCUGUCUACUCUCAGGUUUGGACUGGAGCCAAGAAAACAGUGGCCGACACCCUGACUUGCGGCAGAACCUGGAGGCCCCCGUGAUGUCUGAUCGAGAAUGCCAAAAAACAGAACAAGGAAAAAGCCACAGGAAUUCCUUAUGUGUGAAAUUUGUGAAAGUAUUCAGCCGAAUUUUUGGGGAGGUGGCCGUUGCUACUGUCAUCUGCAAAGACAAGCUCCAGGGAAUCGAGGUGGGGCACUUCAUGGGAGGGGACGUCGGCAUCUAUACCAAUGUUUACAAAUAUGUAUCCUGGAUUGAGAACACUGCUAAGGACAAGUGAGACCCUACUUCUCCCUCUGCAUUCCACUGGCUCUGCCAUGGACUAUACAAGCAGAUAAUUUUCCCUCUAUUCAAAAUAAAAUCUCCAAAUGAAAAUUUGGGAAUGUAGCAUA
Pongo pygmaeus (Bornean orangutan) is the source of this 1245-nucleotide messenger RNA. RefSeq names its product serine protease 37 (gene PRSS37). Gene Ontology annotation, molecular function: serine-type endopeptidase activity. Gene Ontology annotation, cellular component: acrosomal vesicle. NCBI's taxonomy places the organism in Eukaryota, Metazoa, Chordata, Mammalia, Primates, Hominidae. Gene Ontology annotation, biological process: positive regulation of acrosome reaction; proteolysis. Bases 444 to 1133 code for a protein of 229 amino acids. The transcript has 6 exons. The record is from RefSeq and is a predicted model, not a curated record.